Alternaria rosae is the source of this 1284-nucleotide messenger RNA. RefSeq lists its product as uncharacterized. Bases 136 to 1284 code for a protein of 382 amino acids. The transcript has 2 exons. NCBI's taxonomy places the organism in Eukaryota, Fungi, Ascomycota, Dothideomycetes, Pleosporales, Pleosporaceae. The record is from RefSeq and is a predicted model, not a curated record.
GCAAACAACUGCAAGGAUCUACCACACUUAUCAAUCUGAGAACUUCAAAUCACCCGAUCACAUUAGCGCUGAAACGAAUUUCUUUCUACCUCACAACACGACGCUAUAUAUCCUUCACCUUACGACCCUGACGCCAUGCACCCUUCGCUGCACGACGCAGACGUCGUGCAUCCUCAAUCUCAGAAAGCAGAUAUCGUGAACCCUCCAACUACAUCUCUGGCUUUUCAAUUAAAUCAAAUGCUUAUGAGAAAGCUACAAAAAGCGUUGGAAGCGGAUCCAGAAGUAGAUCUGACUUCCAAAAUCCCCUCAUCCCAUGCAGCUUGUUCUGGGAAUGACACGCCUUCAAAUCGCCUCAAGAUUGAUGUUUCGUCGGUCCCUGACGAUGUUCGACAUUUUCUUUACGAAGAUACCUCAGCCACAGUCCUGUUCCCGCUCUCUGAAUCAGUCCGAGGUCUUAUCGAAAGCGAUCAUGACGAAUCGUCUCUUGCUCGCAGUAUCCGCAAAUUGGUUGAGCGGAGCGAAGUUGUCUGGACGCCUAAGUUUGGCAAUCACAAGAUCGUCCUCAAGUGCAGUUCUGGUGUUGCUCUCAAGAUUAUACUGAAACCGGACAACUUGACCGAAUACACAACCCUGCAAUACCUUGAGGAACACAAACUCACCAUUCCUGCGCCAAGGCCACACGGUCUUAUACGCCUUGGUAAAUGCUUCCUUGUCUUUAUGUCUCUUGUGCCUGGCACGACACUCGAGGCAGUCUGGCCAGAAUUAGAUGACGUCCUUAAGCGCUCAGUCCAAGCACAGCUCAACGAUAUAUUCAUCGAGGUACGGUCUUUGACUCGUCCCGAUAGCAUGCCACUUGGACGUGUUGCAGGGGAAGGUUGCCAAGAUUUGAGGAGACACGUUCGCUGCAAAACAGACCCUGUUUGGACUACAGAAGGUUUUGACAACUGGCAAUUCUCCAAUCUUCAUUUUGGAAGCCCGAUUUACAUCAAAGUCCUCCGAAGUCUCUGCCCGCCCCUAUCACAGAAGCAUGUUCUCAGCCACAAUGAUCUUCGGCCUGAGAAUAUUAUAGUAAAGGUUGAAGGAGGGGAAUGUCUGGUGACCGGUAUUAUAAACUGGCAAUAUGGCGGCUUCUAUCCAGAAUACUACGAGUCUACGAAGGUGAUGGAUGGAUUGUCCACGAACGAAGAUAGUGAUUGGUACUUGUUCAUUCCUGAAUGCAUCUCUCCGCUUCGGAACACGGAGAAAUGGCUUCUAGACGCUCUCAGGUGGAAAUAUGUAGCGUAA